Messenger RNA from Alternaria viburni, 1152 nucleotides. RefSeq lists its product as uncharacterized. Bases 1 to 1152 code for a protein of 383 amino acids. The record is from RefSeq and is a predicted model, not a curated record. NCBI's taxonomy places the organism in Eukaryota, Fungi, Ascomycota, Dothideomycetes, Pleosporales, Pleosporaceae. The transcript is spliced from 2 exons.
AUGUCGGGCGUUCUGGAUGCGCCACCUGGCGUUGAGGCAGACUUCAGUGGUGAACGGUCGGAUCUUCAGAAGAGAAUCGUCGUGGUAUAUGCAGUCAUGACGAUACUUUCCACCUUCGUGCUCGGAUUGCGAUUGUAUACGCGCAUAUUCAUCCGCCGUAUGACCGGCUUGGACGAUGCGCUGGUGGUACUCAGCUGGUGCGGCUGCGUCGCAUGGAUGGUCAUCUGUUUCCGAAGUGAGUCUGCCCCUCUGCUUACUCUGAGUACGCAACUGACCUCGAAUGUAGCGUUCCAGUAUGGCUUCGGUCAACACAUGUGGAAUGUGACUAUACAGCAAAUGUUGGGCUAUACGAAGAUGCUCGUCGGUAUCAUGGUGGUGUAUGUCUGGACUCCAGCUCUAGCUAAACUCUCGUUAUUAGCUCUGUACUACCGACUCAAUCCAGAUCAGAAAGUCCAAGCAGCCAUCUACGCAUUGGCAGUCCUGGUCACUGGAUACUCCGUGGCCAUCACCAUAGUCGCCGCCGGACCCUGCAAUCCGCGGACCCAUACAGACCAGAAGUGCCUUACAGACCUCAACCUGUUUAUGGCCUGUAUAAACAUAAUCACAGACUUCUUGAUCCUGUGCCUGCCGAUACCGAUGUUGCGCGCCCUGCAACUACCUGUUAAACAAAAGAUAUUACUGGGCUUCGUGUUCGCUCUGGGAUCUGGUGUCGUCGUCAUAUCAACCGUCCGCAUCAUCUACGUCUACAGUAUGAUUAGCGAUCCCGACGCAACUUACAACGUGGCCAAGGCAUGCAUCUUCUCCACGGUCGAGCUCAACGGCGGAGUCAUUUGCGCAUGCGUUGCGCUAUUGAAGCCUUUCAUACAGAAGUACAUGCCCUGGAUACUGGCCCUUUCGAGUGGAAGCGGAAGCGGAGAUGGAUCCAGGAUUCGCAAGUUGAAGAUGUUUGUGAAACGGAGCGGGGAGAAGAGUUAUGAACUACAAAGUGCAGACGCAGAUACAGAUGCGACUAAGCAUGCUGAUGAUAGGCCGGAUCAUCGUAUUGCCGUCACCAAGUCAUACAGCGUUCAAGGCUCGAAGACUGGGAAAAGUGAUGGUGACAGCAUGGAAGACCUUUUCGCGCCUAAUGCGGGCUGGAAUGGUGGUCGGUAG